ACCGCCUGCGAGCCGCGCCGACCAGCAGGGAAGGGUUCGCGCUAGGCGGCGCCCGGGUCCAGUCGGCCAGGGUGAGCGUCCGGCCCGCGUCCCCGCCACGCCCGCUGCGUUCCCCUUUCCUCUGCGGCGGGCCGAGAGAUAAUCCCGCCCGAGGAGCCCCGGCGCCCGCCCCCCACGCGGGUCGCACUGGAAUUCGCAGCCCCUCUCGGGUCUCCGGGGCACAUUUUGCAGUCUGGGUGGCAACGCACUUGCUCCAGCACCAGCUGCUGCCCCGCCGCGGCGGACGCGCGGACUUUUCUUUUGGGGGGUCCCGCCGGCUCGCCGCGCUCCCCACCUUGCCUGCGCCCGCCCGGAGCCAGAGGUUCUUCAGGCACCCGGCAUCCAGCGAGACGCGCGCACCGACGGAGGGGACAUGGGCAGAGCAAUGGUGGCCAGACUCGGGCUGGGGCUGCUGCUUCUGGCACUGCUCCUACCCACGCAGAUGUAUUCCACUGCAACGACUUCUACACCACUUUCAAGUACCUCCUCCCCGAAUACUUCGACUACCCCAAAUCCAGCUAAUACCACCACCAAGGCGGUUGGUGGUGCCCUGCAGUCAACAGCCAGUCUCUUCGUGGUCUCACUCUCUCUUCUACAUCUCUACUGUUAAGAGACUCAGGCCAAGAAACAUCUUCUCAACUUCCCCAUCUUCUAAACCCAAUCCAAAUGGCGUCUUGGCGAGGAAAAACAGGUCUUCAUUGAAUCUACUAAUUCCACACCUUUUAUUGACGCAGAAAAUGUUGAGAAUCCCAAAUUUGAUCUGCUUGAAGAACAUGUGAGAGGUUUGACUAGAUGAUAGAUGCCAAUGUUAAAUCUGCUGGUGUUUCAUGUACAAGAUGAAGGAGAGGCAACAUCCAAAAUAGCUUAAGACAUGAUUUCCUUGAAUGUGGUUUAAGAAAUGUGGACACUUAAUCCUACCUUGAAAAUAAGAAUAGUAAUAAAGGAUGUGAUUGUGGAAUGGAGAUUCAGUUUUCAUUUGGUUCAUUAAUUCUAUAAGGCCAUAAAACAGGUAAUAUAAAAAGCUUCCAUGAUUCUAUUUAUAUGUACAUUAGAAGGAACUUCCAGGUGUUACUGUAAUUCCUCAAUGUAUUGUUUCGACAGCACUAAUUUAAUGCUGAUAUACUCUAGAUGAAGUUUUUACAUUGUUGAGCUAUCGCUGUUCUCUUGGGAACUGAACUCACUUUCCUCUUGAGGCUUUGGAUUUGACAUUGCAUUUGACUUUUUACGUAGUAAUUGACAUGUGCCAGGGCAAUGAUGAAUGAGAAUCUACCCCCAGGUCCAAGCAUUCUGAGCAACUCUUGAUUAUCCAUAUAGAGUCAGAUGGUAGGCAUUUCCUAUCAUCUAUUUCCAUUCAACAAGAGCACUACAUUCAUUUAGCUAAACAGAUUCCAAAGAGUAGAAUUCUAUUGACCGCGAUUAAUUUCAAAAUACUUAUUAUUAUUAUUAUUUUUUAGAUGGAGUCUCACUUUGUUGCCCAGGCUGGAGUGCAGUGACGUGAUCUCAGCUCAGUGCACCCUCUGCCUCCUGGGCUCAAGCGAUUCUCCUGCCUCAGCCUCCCAAGUAGCUGGGAUUACAGGCACCUGCCACCAUGCCCGGCUAAUUUUUGUAAUUUUACUAGAGACAGGGUUUCACCAUGUUACCCAGGCUGGUUUCGAACUCCUGACCUCAGGUGAUCCACCUGGCUUGGUCUCCCAAAGUGCUGGGAUUAUAGGCUUGAGCCCCCGCACCCAGCUGUCAAAAUGCUUUUUAUAUCUGCAUAUGUUGAAUACUUUUUACAAUUUAAAAAAAUGAUCUGUUUUGACGGCAAAAUUGCAAAUCUUGAAAUUAAAAAGGCAAAAAUGUAAAGGAAUCAAAACUGUAAAUGAAGUAUUUGGGAAGUGAAGACUGGAAGCUAAUUUGCAUUAAAUUCACAAAAACUUUUAUACUCUUUCUGUAUAUACUUUUUUUUCUUUAAACAGUUAUGGAUCAGAAUAGCCACAUUUGGAACACUUUUUGUUAUCAGUCAAUAUUUUUAGAUAGUUAGAACCUGGUCCUAAGCCUAAAAGUGGGCUUGAUUCUGCAGUAAAUAUUUUACAACUGCCUCGACACACAGAAACCUUUUUAAAAAUAGACACUCCCCGAAGUCUUUUGUUCGCAUGGUCACACACUGAUGCUUAGAUGUUCCAGGAAUCUAAUAUGGCCACAGUAGUCUUGAUGACCAAAGUCAUUUUUUUCCAUCUUUAGAAAACUACAUGGAAACAAACAGAUUGAACACAUCUGAAGCUACUGUGUGUGUGAAUGAACACUCUUCUGCUUUAUUCCAGAAUGCUGUACAUCUAUUUUGGAUUGUAUAUUGUGUUUGUGUAUUUAUGCUUUGAUUCAUAGUAAAUUCUUAUGUUAUGGAAUUGAUUUGCAUUGAACACAAACUGUAAAUAAAAAGAAAGAAAUGGCUGAAAGAGCAA
Chlorocebus sabaeus (green monkey) is the source of this 2480-nucleotide messenger RNA. RefSeq names its product CD24 molecule (gene CD24). NCBI's taxonomy places the organism in Eukaryota, Metazoa, Chordata, Mammalia, Primates, Cercopithecidae. Gene Ontology annotation, biological process: regulation of cell-cell adhesion; cell adhesion; cell activation. Gene Ontology annotation, cellular component: membrane raft; external side of plasma membrane. Gene Ontology annotation, molecular function: protein tyrosine kinase activator activity. The record is from RefSeq and is a predicted model, not a curated record.